Drosophila subpulchrella is the source of this 572-nucleotide messenger RNA. RefSeq lists its product as uncharacterized. Lineage: Eukaryota; Metazoa; Arthropoda; Insecta; Diptera; Drosophilidae. The coding region runs from base 58 to 471 and encodes 137 amino acids. The transcript has 2 exons. The record is from RefSeq and is a predicted model, not a curated record.
GCCGAGUAACAUAUAUACAUAUACUGAAGCAAAUAAGAAAACAAUUCAUAAACCACAAUGAGCGAUGAACAAUUUCCGCCUUUGGUGUCCGAGGAAAAUAAUGAAAACUCUUGUAAUAUGACUGUGGAUCGACCAAUGUCACCACCACCAGAAGCUCCGAUUUUCGCGCCUCGAAGGAGCGCAAGGAUGGCAAAUCGUAAUACAACUCAAUCGGAGCUUCAAGACAUAUCAAGCGAUCCGAAGACAAUUUCCAGAACACCCAAAAGAGGAAAGGUGCAGAAGCCGACAAAGUCUCGAUCUGCUAAACAUGCGAUUACCUGUCGCAAUUGCGGAAAUUCUCAUAUCUGUUUCCCGGUGCGCACGAAGUUCUUUACUUGCGCCGAGGUCGACGGCCAACUUUUUAAAGUCAAACAGAUUAGUGGCAAACUGGCACGGGCGCCCUCAAAAAAGAAUAGUUCCCGACAAGUUUAACCUGCAUUGAUGUUACCAGAACAAAAUUCUAAAAAAAAAGUUUAAUGUUAAAAUAAUUUUGAAAGGUACACAUGAACAGUUAAAGUAUUUAAAAUUAAAUU